UUGAAUGUUUGGCGGAGCAAACCCUAAUUCUUUGCUUGGAAGGGAGCGAUUCGGACCCCCUGACGCUCCUCCAUGGAGGUUAAAAGGGAGGUUGGAUCUUGGAUUUUUGGAUCGCAGCCACUUCUUUCCUCUUGUCAUCGUUCUUGAAGAGGAUUCAGCAUCAGGUUCUGAUCGGGUACUAUGCCCCUGAACUGCUGAAGUGCUGUUUUUUUUCUGCUUCAUCCUGAUCUUUAUGGACAAAGGUCUUUUUUUGACUUCAGAAUUGUAGGAUAGAACUCUGUUUCUUACGGUUUUAGAUUGGGGGAGUUUAGAUUCUGGUGUUGUCUUUCCGUAGAUCAGGGGAGGGGGUGCGGGGGGGGUUUCGAUCAUGUUUUCAGCUAACGUAAUGGUCAAUCGGAGCUCGCUGGAGAUAUUUCUGGAUGAGAUCAGGCAGAGGGAUGAGCGGCCUAAGGAUCUGCCACCCGCUUUGCCUCUCCGGCCAACCUCCAGGGGACGCCUGCCCAGUUGGAGAAGGCCAUUGACCGUGCACCUUAAUCUCGAAAGAGGUGCACCCAGAAGCUUGUUGAGCAACUCCGUGGAAGGAGAAAACGAGGAAGACGAACAGACACGAAAGAAUAAGAGGGAUGUGGAGCAACUGGCAGAAUCUCCAUGCCUCAAAACCCCAGACCUGGUGAGGUAUGAAAAGAGAGUGCAGAUCGAUGAUGGCUCAGAUCCACUUGCUUUCUCCUUGCCGCCAGCAGUUGGUGGUGUCAUCAAGUAUUCCAUGAAUGAGGUUUUCGGAAUGGAAGACGAUAGAAAUCAGACUUCGCAGGGAAUUAUCAGGGUUCAAAAAAGCUUUCGUGGUUUCCGAGCUUGUUCUUACUAUCAACAGCUGAAGAAAGGAGCAACCGUGUUGCAAUCAUUCGUACGAGGUGAAAGCACAAGGCAUAAUUUUGAGGUUUUGAAGAAGAGAUGGAGGGCAGCUAUACUUAUCCAACAGCAUUUGAGGCGGUGUUUUGCUAGGACUGUUUUUAAUAACCAGCGGAAGGACAUUAUAUUUUUGCAGUCUGUUAUCCGUGGUCGGUUGGCGAGGAAACGUUUUACUGCUUUAAAGAAAAUUGAGGUGUUAAAGUCUGGUCAUACUUAUUUGAAGAAAAGGGAGGUGUCAAUGGUCAGUCAUGUUCAACUAAUCAAAGGAGGGUCAGCAAUGGAUUCUCCAGAACUUGUGAAGGACACUGAGAGUGAGCAUCCUCAGUUGGACCCCUCUGUUUUAGCUCAACUUCAGAGUCAGGUGUGUAAGGCAGAUGCAGCACUGAGAGACAAAGAAGAGGAGAAUGCUGUUCUGAAACAGCUGCUUCGAGAGUAUGAGAUGAGGUGGUCAGAAUACGAGUCGAAAAUGAAAUCUAUGGAAAGGACUUGGCAGAAACAAUUGAUCUCUUUGCAGAUGAACUUUGCUGGUGCAAGAAAAAGCUUUAUUCUUGAAGAAAUGACGAACCGGCCUCGACAGCAGAUAGCAGCACGAAUUAAUCACCACUAUGAAGCUGAAGAUAAGACGCCAGCAGUCACAGUAGCCAAACCUGUCAAUGCUUCUACUGUCAUGCCUGUGAGAGACAAUGAUAGCACUCGUAAUGGGGCGAUCCAACUCAUGAUAGAGUUUGGUCAGCACAGGCAAGUCUUCCACGAUGAUGCUGGGGCACUGGUUGAAGGGAAAUCAGAGCAAUUGGGUGCCAGCAUGAUCCAACUGAAAACUCGUUUUGCUUCAUGGAGAAAAUGGUUGUGCAUAGCCAGUGCAAGAUGAUGCAAAUGAAGUAUACCAAGCAACUCUUCUUGGCAUAGCAAGUGCCAGGAUGGUGGUUUGAGGAGAAACCUGAAUGCUGCUUAUCUUCGAGGAAACCUCUUCCUUAUUUGUUUGUCUCGUCUCUAGAACAUCAUCAUCAUCAUAUGUGUAUGUUGCAUGUAUAUAUGCCUUGCUUUUCUUGAUGUUCUUAGUGUGAAGAGAUUGUUCCUGUACCCAAAAUGGUGAGGUCAAAUUAUCAGAGGGUUAGGUAUGUGGACUAGAGAGAGAGAGAGAGAGAGAGAGAGAGAGAGAGAUGUAUAUAUUGCGACAUAAAAUUUUAUACCAGAUAAAAUUGUGUU
This is a messenger RNA of Musa acuminata AAA Group (dessert banana), 2115 nucleotides long. Its product is annotated as myosin-2-like. Gene Ontology annotation, biological process: actin filament organization; vesicle transport along actin filament. Lineage: Eukaryota; Viridiplantae; Streptophyta; Magnoliopsida; Zingiberales; Musaceae. The transcript has 6 exons. The coding region runs from base 368 to 1777 and encodes 469 amino acids. Gene Ontology annotation, cellular component: actin cytoskeleton; vesicle; cytoplasm. Gene Ontology annotation, molecular function: actin filament binding; microfilament motor activity. The record is from RefSeq and is a predicted model, not a curated record.